Penaeus indicus is the source of this 3704-nucleotide messenger RNA. It is a transcript of the gene Su(dx), whose product is annotated as E3 ubiquitin-protein ligase wwp-1-like. Gene Ontology annotation, molecular function: protein binding; ubiquitin protein ligase activity. The transcript has 19 exons. Lineage: Eukaryota; Metazoa; Arthropoda; Malacostraca; Decapoda; Penaeidae. Gene Ontology annotation, biological process: proteasome-mediated ubiquitin-dependent protein catabolic process; protein polyubiquitination. Gene Ontology annotation, cellular component: cytoplasm. Bases 167 to 3097 code for a protein of 976 amino acids. The record is from RefSeq and is a predicted model, not a curated record.
CGUGCUUAUUGUAUUUUCGAUCCUAUGAUGGUGACUUCUCUGUUGUCAUUCUUGUAAAGGAACCUGCUCUCGGUAUCUCUCUGUUGACUAAAGCUUUACCUUUCCCUCCAGAGGACAUGGAUUGACACCGGAGGACUUGGGAGUGCAAUGGUAGGCUGACAACAGCAUGUCUGAAGCCGCCAAUGCCAGCCACCUGCACCAGCUGAGUGUCACAGCUGUCAGUGGGGAGUUGUCGGCUUUAAGUAGUCUCUUUAACAAGCCGUCGGCGUAUGUGGAACUCCUGGUGGAUGGUGUGCACCAGAAAAAGACCCAGCAUGUCAAACACAAUACACAUCCAAAGUGGCAUGAAACGUUCACAGUAUUGGUGACAAAAGACUCUGUAUUGGUCUUCCGUGUGAGUGACCACCACACCUUAGUUCGAGAUUCUGUCAUAGGAGAAGCUACCCUAAAGCUCGCAGAUGUGGUUGCCGCCUAUGAUGGGAAGAAGAGCUCCACUCACACACUGCCGCUGACUCAGCCGCCUAAUUGCGUUGUGCCAGCUACUUCUCAGCCUCCCACCAUCACAGUCACCCUAGAUGGCUUGAAUAUUUUAACCCAGGGAGGUGCUAGACAAAGGGAAGUCAACUAUAACCUUCCAACUGUUGUGAAUGUGAGUGGUGGGAAUGUCAGUGGAAGUAAUACAGUCACAGUUCGGGUUGGUGGCAAAACUCCACCACCUGUACCCCCUCCACCCAAGCUGAUCCAGUCUGAUGCCCAUUCAGGAGCAGCCUUGCCUGCCAUCAUGUCAGCAAGUGGCAGCCAGUCCAACUCGGGCACAACUAUCACCCAUACCUCACACACGUCUGCAACACACAGCCCCAUUCCGUCUCUUCCUUCCAUUAAUAGCGAUGGCCAGGCUGCCUCGUCCCACCCAAGCACCCGGGCUAGGAAGAGUGUGGGCAAUGGGUCUGCCGUUGUGGUAUUAGGUGGAGAGAGUCCCACUGACAGUUCAGGGAACCAGAAUGGGAGACCUAAUGGUGCAGAAUCCACAGCUCCCCCUGUGUCAGGGAACGUGUCUCCCCAGGCCAAUCAUCAGCCUAAUCCACCACAAGUUGCCAGCAAUGCCACCAAUGGGAAACUUCCAACCAAUGGCACGCCCCAGCACUCCGCUUCCUCUGCUGCUGCUCCAAAACCUCCCGGGCUUGCCCCAAGACCUGCUAAUCGUCAUCACAGAGCUCACAAAAACAAACGGAACUCAGAUGGUAGCAAUACUCCAGGGAGUGGAAACAGUAAUGGAAGCAGCAGUGGAGCUCCAGCCUCAGGAGGAAGCAUGAGCAGCAGCAGUAGUGGUAGCAACUCUGCUCAGCCUGCAGCAGUUGGGGUCCAGGAGGAACCCCUUCCCCAUGGAUGGGAGAUGCGUCAUGACCAGUAUGGGCGUCGCUACUACGUAGAUCACACAACCCGCUCCACUACAUGGGAGAGACCAAAGCCCUUACCUGCAGGCUGGGAGGCACGUCGCGAUCCAAGGGGAAGAGUUUAUUAUGUUGAUCAUAACACCAGAACGACUACAUGGCAGCGGCCAACAGUAGAACAUAUUAGGCAAUUUGAAGAAUGGCAAGGGGAGCGACAACACAUUGCUCAGCUCAGUGCACAGAGGUUCCUGUAUCCCAACACCAACCAAGAGACUGAGAAUGAUCCUCUGGGCCCACUGCCACCUGGUUGGGAGAAGCGGCAGGAGCCCAAUGGUAGAAUUUACUUUGUCAACCACCGCAACAGAACAACUCAGUGGGAUGAUCCAAGGACACAAGGAAUGGGACUUGAGGAGGAGGCCCUUCCAGCUGGCUGGGAGAUGCGACUUACAGAUGAUGGUCGCCAGUACUUUGUGGACCACAACACCCGCCAGACAACUUUCCAGGAUCCUCGUCCAGGAGCCAAGCAAAUUGCCAACAGAGGACAGUAUGGGAUCCCUGUUGUUUACGAAAGAUCCUUCAGGUGGAAAUUGGGACAAUUCCGAUACUUGUGUCAAAGUAAUACUGUUGCUGGCCACAUCAAGAUUAGUGUAACCCGGCAGACGCUCUUUGAAGAUUCUUUCCAUCAAGUAAUGAGACUCCCAGCCUUCGAGUUACGUAGACGCCUCUUCAUCAUCUUCAGAGGAGAGGAGGGACUUGAUUACGGUGGUAUUGCAAGAGAGUGGUUCUUCCAGCUCUCCCACGAGGUGCUCAACCCUAUGUACUGCCUAUUUGAGUACGCCAACAAAAACAAUUACUCUCUCCAGAUCAACCCAGCCUCUGAAGUCAACCCUGAUCAUUUAACAUAUUUCAAAUUUAUUGGAAGGUUUAUAGCUAUGGCCCUGUAUCAUGGAAAGUUCAUUUAUUCUGGUUUUACCAUGCCUUUCUAUAAACGAAUGUUGAACAAGAAACUUACCAUGAAGGACCUGGAGUCCAUUGAUCCAGAGUUCUAUAAUUCACUUGUGUGGAUUAGGGAUAACAACAUUGAGGAGUGUUGCCUUGAGAUGACCUUCUGCACUGAUUUUGAAGUUCUGGGGAAGAUCACUGAAGUAGAGCUGAAGCCUGGUGGAAAAGAUAUCCAAGUGACAGAGGAGAAUAAGGAAGAAUAUAUUGACCUCAUGAUGCAGUGGCGUCUCACUCGAGGCCAAGAAGCACAGACGAGGCAUUUCCUGGAAGGAUUUUCGGAAGUGGUGCCACUGGAGUGGUUGAAGUAUUUUGAUGAACGAGAAUUGGAGUUGUUGCUGUGUGGAAUGCAAGAGAUAGACAUUUGUGAUUGGCAGAAGCAUACUAUAUACCGCCACUAUAACCGAUCUUCAAAACAAAUUAUGUGGUUCUGGCAGUUUGUGAGAGAGAUUGACAAUGAGAAGAGGGCACGUCUACUACAGUUUGUCACUGGAACCUGCCGCGUGCCAGUAGGAGGCUUUGCAGAACUUAUGGGGAGCAAUGGGCCACAGAAAUUCUGCAUUGAGAAGGUGGGUAAAGAGACAUGGCUUCCUCGGUCCCACACUUGCUUCAAUCGGUUAGACCUCCCACCCUACAAGUCCUAUGAGCAGUUAGUUGAAAAACUCACCUUCGCCAUUGAGGAAACCGAAGGCUUCGGCCAAGAGUAGAACAUGGGGACCAAAUUAUGUGUUGAGAAAUAAUGGAAAUAAGGAUUUCAUGUAAGUGAUAGUAUAUCAUAAGGUUUUCUGUUUGAUUGGUUGAUUAUGCAUACAGAAGUAGGGCCAUUCUGGAGUUUAGCAAUUCAAAGAAAACCCAAUAUUGUAUCAAGGUUGUGUUUGUAGUUUUGCUGGCAGUGUUAAAAGGCAUUUGUAAGUAGCUUAGGCCAGUUUUAUGUUAUAUUAUUAAAUAGAUUAGUCAUAAUACACUUAUCUUUGUUAUAUUUUUGGUAAAGAAAUGAUUUAUUGUAAACAGACUACAAGAAAUAGCAUUUUAGGGUUAAGCAGAAGUGAUUUAUAUAUCCAGAGGACAAAAGGUUAAUGAUGUGAGUGUACAAAAGUAAUGUAGGUGACAUACUAUCAUUUUUGUGAAAAAAAUAAAAGAUGUAAAAUAAUGAAACUAUAACAAGUUUGUAUUUAACCAUAGUUUGUUUUCAUAAUUUGUGGUUCUUUUUAUGUUAUUUUUGAUGGCUUUUAAUCAUGAUGAUCGUAAUAUUUCCCAAGUGGAUACACUACGUGUUUUAGUAAAGAAGUGAACAAAUAUAGCAAAGCAAAUUCA